Eruca vesicaria subsp. sativa (arugula) is the source of this 2715-nucleotide messenger RNA. NCBI's taxonomy places the organism in Eukaryota, Viridiplantae, Streptophyta, Magnoliopsida, Brassicales, Brassicaceae. The record is from the annotation of a GenBank genome assembly.
AUGCUGCAGAGAGCUGCGAGUAACGCUUAUUCAUGGUGGUGGGCGAGUCAUAUUCGUACCAAACAAUCUAAAUGGCUCGAACAAAACCUUCAAGAUAUUGAAGAGAAGGUGCAAUAUGUGUUGAAACUAUUACAAGAAGAUGGAGACUCAUUUGCCAAGCGUGCAGAGAUGUAUUACAAGAAGAGACCAGAACUCAUAACCUUUGUCGAAGAAUCUUUCAGAGCUUACAGAGCUUUAGCCGAGCGUUACGAUCACAUCUCCACAGAGCUUCAAAACGCCAACACGACCAUUGCCUCUGCUUUCCCCGACCAAGUCCCAAACUUUGCAAUGGACGAUGAUGAUGAUGAUGGAGGAGAUUCGAAGUUCUCCAAAAGACAGAACCAUUCUGAUGCUAAUAAUAAUGUCCCCGAUGUCCCAAAACUACCUGUUAAAGACUUGAAAACAGCGGUUAAAGUGGCUACAAAGAAGCUUCAGCCAAGGAAGUCUAUGAAGUACACAGGCGGUGCUUCUGCUAAUGUGGUUGUCAAGAGCUCUGGUUUGAGCAAAUCCGAGGCAGUGGGAGAGAUUGAUAAGCUUCAGAAAGAGAUUCUGUCCUUGCAGACGGAGAAGGAGUUUUUCAAAAGCUCUUACGAGAGAGGUUUGUCAAAGUACUGGGAGUUUGAGAAGAGCAUCAAGGAGAAGCAAGAGAGGAUCUGUGGUUUGCAAGAUGAGUUUGGUGAGAGUGUUGUGAUUGAAGACGAAGAAGCUCGGAGAUUGAUGACCGAGACCGCAAUAAAGUCGUGUCAGGAGAAGCUGGUGGAGCUGCAGGAGAGGCAAGAGAAGGCUUGUGAAGAAGCUAGAGAAGAGCAUGUGAAGAUUAAGGAGUCUAAAAAGAAGCUUAGAUCAAUGGCUAGUCAGUUUCUAGGGGAGGAAAGUGUCUUUGAUGGUGAUGAAGUUGAGCUGGAACAUGAGAUGAGAGAGAUGUCUAGGAAGAAGCAAGAGCUGGAGUCUGUGAAGGAGAAGAUUAGAGAACAUUUUGAGGACUCUUCACUCAAUGCUACAGAGAUGGCUGAGAGAGUUGAUGAGCUUGUGAACAAAGUGCUUAGCUUGGAGAGUGCUGUUUCUUCACAGACUGCUUUGAUAGAGAGGUUAAGAAACGAGACAAACGGUCUUCAGACACAGAUCAGUAGUCUUGAAACCGAUAAGGCGACGUUGGCAGAUGACAAGAGUGAUCUGAGGAAGAAGCUGAAGGAAACGGAGGAGAAACUCAAAGCAAUACAGGACAUGGACAGGAAUGUUAUGGCUAAGAGUAGCAAUCUGCAUACAGAUUUUGAUGAAGCAUGCAAGAAUCUUGAUAACCUCUCUAAUGGGAAGUCGCAUGAGGUGAAGGCAGAGUCUGAUAACUUGAUGGAACCCAAGAAAGAUCUGGAAAGUGAGAAGAUGAGUUUAGAUGCUUCUGAAGAAGCUGAAAAGAGUGGAAGCUCUGAACAAACUCACAAUGUGACAACAAUUUCAGAAGAUAUCAACACUCUAAGUAAAAGUCCAGACCAUGUUCAGGAAUCUACUGAAAAAGUUGAUUCAAAGAAGCAAUCUGAGAAGACAGAUUCUGUGCUUCUUGAUAAUGUUAUAGAGGAGUCUGCAUCUGCAAAGACAGAUUCUUCUGAGCAAGCUGCAUCCGACAAGACAGAAUCUUAUGUUUCAGAUCAUGUCUUAGAGAAGCAGAUGUCUUCUAAAGAAUCUAAAAUCACUUUCAAUAGCACACAGCAAUUGGAAAGUGAGCCAGACUGGAAAGAGAUGUACAUGAAGGGAAUGGAGAACAGAGAAAAGCAUCUGCUUACAGAGUACACAACCAUUCUCAGGAGCUACAAGGACAUGAAGAAAACAAUGGAUGAAACAGAAACAAAGCUGAAAACAGAGAACGCGACAAAAGAUGAUGAGAUCAAGCUACUAAGAGAGAAAAUGAGCCUCUUACAGAAGGGUCUUGAAGACUGUAAUGACUUGACUGUAGAAAACCACUUGACAAGCGAUGACUAUUCCAUCAUGGCUGUAGAAAGCGAGAACAUGUCUCUGGUCGAGGAACAGUUCAGGUUGAAUAUUGACGAGCUUCUAGAGGAGAAUUUGGAUUUCUGGUUAAGGUUCAGCACAGCGUUUGGACAGAUACAAAGCUACGACACAUCAAUAGAAGAUCUACAAGGCGAGAUAACAAAGCUAAAGCAAGAUGCAGUGAGAUCAGAUGCUAAACCACUUUAUCUACACUUGAGGGAGAUAAACACAGACCUUGGUCUCUGGCUCGAGAAAGGUGCAGCAUUGAAAGAGGAACUGAAAACAAGAUUCGAGUCUCUGUGUAACAUUCAGGAAGAGAUCACAAAGGCUCUGAAGUCAAGUGCUGAAGACGAUGACUUCAGAUUCACGAGCUACCAAGCUGCUAAGUUUCAAGGUGAGGUGUUGAACAUGAAGCAGGAGAACAACAAAGUUGCAGACGAGUUACAGGCGGGGUUGGAUCACAUUACCACGCUUCAGCUCGAGGUUGACAAGACUCUAGGGAAGCUAAACGAUGAGUUUUCUAUUUCGGGUUCGAAGAACAGAUCAGAUCCUGAUGAUCUACAGCAUUCGGAUAGUCGCUCAAGGGUGCCCUUGAGGUCAUUCAUCUUUGGCUCAAAACAGAAGAGAGCAAAGCCGUCGAUAUUCUCCUGCAUGCAUCCCUCACUAUAUAGAAAGAUGAAGGCUUCUACAUAG